CCUUCGUUGGCGGAGUCGGGACAGUCCGAGUUAAAUUUAAAACGAACCCUGUCGGGGAGUCGUUUGUAUAUCCGUCAGUUUGCUAACAUUUUAGUGAUUCCAGUCUGCAGAGGUAACAUUAACGAAAGAAUGUCUUCGGAACAGAAAUUUUCAGGUCCAGACUCUGACCAACACAGACGUGUUUCUGUUAAGUCCAAACCUGGAUUUCUGGAGCGUCUGGGUGAGACAGCUGGAGGAACAGUGUUUGGUAUCGGGCUGUUUUUUCUCUCCAUCUAUAUUCUUUUUACCAAUGAGGGCCGAACUCUACAAACAGCUUCUUCUUUGGAUGAGGGUCUCUCUCAGGUUGUAUCGCUGGGGUCUUAUUCCAGCCUGGACCUCCAGAACAAUGACCGUUUAGUUCAUCUGUCUGCACAGCUACGUACUCUAGAGCCCCUUCAUGACCCUAAUUACAGAGUGGUGGUUCAGGCUGUGAAGCUCAGAAGGCAGGUGGAGAUGUAUCAGUGGGUGGAGCACCAUGAGAGCAAGGACUAUGAAGAGGAUGGGGAAACUAAAACUGAGACGACCUACACUUACAACACGGAGUGGAAAUCGGAGCUGGUCAACAGUCGUAAUUUCGAUAAGGAAAUCGGCCACCAGAACCCGAGUGCUAUGCCUGUUGAGAGUGUGACAGUGGUGGCUCAUGAAGUUCAAGUGGGACCUUUCAUUCUGUCCAAAGGCCUGGUGGAGCAGAUCAAUAACUUUCAGACUCUGAGCCUAAGGGAUUACCCAGCCAUUAAUCUGGACCCUUUCCUCUCCAUUCACGAUGAUUACUUCUAUCACACUCAGUUUCCCCUCAGGCCACAGGUUGGGGAUGUCCGUGUGAGGUUCUCAUUCGCUGGACUGAGUGGUGAGAACACUCGUCUUGGCCCACCACUAACUGUCAGUAUUGUAGCCAUGCAACGAGGACAGAAGCUGCUGCCAUUUAAAACAAAGUCUGGAGACUUUCUGGAAAUUAUCUACCUGGAAGAGCUCACUGCAGAGGAAGUUUUUGCCAAGGAGCACCAGUACAACCAAAUGAAGACGUGGGGACUAAGAGCUGCAGGCUGGGCCCUCAUGUUCAUCAGCAUUCAGCUGAGUACACGUAUCCUCUACACACUGGUGGAUUGGGUUCCUCUCCUCAGAGAUCUGGUUUCAGUCGGCCUGAAGAUCUUCGCCCUGUGCCUCUCCUGCUCAGUGUCUCUUCUCGUAAUCGGAAUAGGUUGGCUUUUCUACAGACCGUUGGUGGCAGCUGCUCUAGGAGCCCUCGCCUUGCUCCCAGUGUUUCUGGCCCAUUCUGGUCUCCCACCAAAGAAGAACGAAUGACUAUUGAAGUGAGGUUCUUGCUAUGUUUUGUAACUUGGUUGUAUCUGUACAACAGAAGAGCUCCAAACUGCUCACAUACAGACUUUGUGGUAUUUAGAGAAAUGUCUGCUCCAAAAGAACACCUUAAACACAAAUGAUUGUGUUUCCUUCACUCCCUGAUGUGGCCUCUCAGAAAUGUAUUGAAGAAUAAAAGCACCACAUUGUUUAUAUUUUCAGUGUAAAUAGAACUCUGCAGGAAGGUGUUGUCUCACUUGGUGAUGGAUUUGGUAUUUUGUUUCUGUAAUUCAUGAAAACAUAAAGAGCUUCAAAUAAAUUCUACAGGUUUCCUACUCAUGGCCACAUGUAAUACAAAU
This is a messenger RNA of Cyprinodon variegatus (sheepshead minnow), 1694 nucleotides long. It is a transcript of the gene tmem43, whose product is annotated as transmembrane protein 43. The transcript has 12 exons. Bases 130 to 1341 code for a protein of 403 amino acids. Gene Ontology annotation, biological process: nuclear membrane organization. Lineage: Eukaryota; Metazoa; Chordata; Actinopteri; Cyprinodontiformes; Cyprinodontidae. Gene Ontology annotation, cellular component: nuclear inner membrane. The record is from RefSeq and is a predicted model, not a curated record.